AGAGAUUUUGUCGAAAUUAUUCUGCACGAAUAUUUUCACGGAUUGGGCUUCAGAAGUAAUUGGGAUGAUUGGUCAAAUUCUCAAGCUCUAUACCCAUUACCAACUUUCCGAUCGGAUCCACAGAAUUCCAGUUUAUUAAUAUUUGAUGGAUUUAAGGAGACUGCAUUCGAUAAAUAUGUAGUAUUACUUCCAUGCAAACAACAUAUAUCAAAAUUUAAUGCUCAAUUGAACUUAUUCGCUGGUGGACCUGGUGCAAAAUUCCAAAACAAAUCUGAUUUUGAUUUACAAUUUCGUAAUUCCACUCAAUACAAUGAAAUUGCAAAGAAAAUGUUUAAUAAUUCUCAAACUGAUAAAUCAAUGGGAUUCCUACCUCGUUAUAAAAAAAAUGUAAAAAAUGCUGUCAUACUUGAAACUAGUUUAAUGCCAUACAUUCGUGGUUCUA
Messenger RNA from Racocetra persica, 442 nucleotides. The record is from the annotation of a GenBank genome assembly. NCBI's taxonomy places the organism in Eukaryota, Fungi, Glomeromycota, Glomeromycetes, Diversisporales, Gigasporaceae.